UGGUGGCUGUGGGAGACUGAGUCGCUUACUGUGUGUGCGUGUUGCUUCAUCUCAGCUGCCAGCCCUAAACCCACCCCUUAAUACUGCGCGACGGCUGUAUCGUGGUGUUCUAUCACCACACCACGCACAUGCUCGAAGUUUUCACGUGGUACAUGUGUCACAAGAAAUAAUCGAUGAAAUGAAUAAAUAUCGGAGGCGAGGUGGUAACAGGGAAUAAGUACAGGUGGUGGUGGUGGUAGUGCUGGUAAGCCGAGUAGUUCUUUUGUAUAGUGCGCCGCGCGGGAAAAUGCCUGGGCGGAGUAAGGUGUGGCGGCUGGCCAGCUUUGUGGACGAGAGGCGGAGCGAGGUGGAGUGCAGUCUGUGUCCCGUCAGGAUCAAGUACGUGGGUAACACCACCAAUAUUGCUCGGCACUUGGAGCUGAGGCACCCUGUGGAGUUUGCUGCUCUCGACCCCACCAAUUCCGGGGCUGGCAGAAGCUCAGGCCUUGGGCGCCAGCACUCGCACCGGCCCCACCAGCAGAAUCGGGAAGAGGCUGCCAUCUGUCGCAUCCUCGCCCAGCACCGCGAGGAACUCAAGAAGCAGAGGGGCAGCGAAGAGCCGCAGCCACCCACCCCUUCAUCCAGCCUUCUGCCCGCCCAGCGGUGGACGUGGCACACACCCGUCCAGGGACAGCAGCCCUUGGAGACUGGAACCUUCUAAGAAAAGACUGAACGGCUGGUUACUUUUAAUCAUAAUUCACCAUUAAAGUGACGAAAGCAAAGGAUAAAAAUGUUCUGCCG
This is a messenger RNA of Portunus trituberculatus (swimming crab), 780 nucleotides long. RefSeq names its product E3 SUMO-protein ligase ZBED1-like. Bases 287 to 700 code for a protein of 137 amino acids. Gene Ontology annotation, molecular function: DNA binding. The record is from RefSeq and is a predicted model, not a curated record. The transcript has 2 exons. Lineage: Eukaryota; Metazoa; Arthropoda; Malacostraca; Decapoda; Portunidae.